This is a messenger RNA of Hydractinia symbiolongicarpus, 7925 nucleotides long. Its product is annotated as piezo-type mechanosensitive ion channel component 2-like. NCBI's taxonomy places the organism in Eukaryota, Metazoa, Cnidaria, Hydrozoa, Anthoathecata, Hydractiniidae. The record is from RefSeq and is a predicted model, not a curated record. The coding region runs from base 273 to 7334 and encodes 2353 amino acids. The transcript is spliced from 42 exons.
AGUGGUCGCGGGCACUAGAUAUCUUGUUCAAAAUGGCGGUGAAAGAAGUGAAAAGAUCGCACUUUUAUGCACUCAGAAAGCAAAAUGUUCUUAUAAUGCAAACUAAUUAAUUUGCCAAAACUGUGACAUCGAAAUAAAGUUAUCUACUAUAUCAUUCCAUAUGGAACACUUAAUCAUUAGAUUACUGGGUGAAAGAUCUUUAUCUGGAACAUUGGCUAGCUUUUUUUUAUGAGCUAUAUGAUAAUAGCGAGCUAACUGGCUAGAGCAACAAUAUGGCGUCAGAAUUUUUUUCAAAAGUAUUGUUUCGAUUUGUGUUACCACUUGCUCUACUUUCAGGAUGUAUCACUCGUUACAAUGGCUUUUCUGCAUGUUAUAUGUUAUUCUUGCUAAUCAUUCCACUGCUACCCAGUCCAAGCAGAGAGAAUUCAAAAUUGGCAUUAAAAUUACAGUCAACAAUCCUUGCGUUUUCACUUGUAUUCAUUUUCAGUCAUAUCAUCUUUCAAAUAGUUCUUCUUUCUUAUCAACCAUAUGGACAUUUUCUUAAAACAUGUUCAUCAAAUGCAGAUAUUACUGAACAAGUGGGCCUUUAUAGGUUUGACAACUGUGCAGUUAAAGACAUCAUUCGCUUAUUAGCUCCUGACGUGAUUGUGUUUAUAUGUUCAUUAAUUGCAGUCCUGUCUGCACGUCAUUUAACAGUCGCAAUGGAGCCGUAUUCUUCAGAUUUAAUGCAAGCUACUGGGCAACCAAUUACACCAUCAACAUCACGAUUUGAAAACAUUCUUCCUAUUUUCGGUGCAUUGUUGUUGCUACUGGCUGGCAUCAUACAACCAAACUUGCUAUCUUCAAUAUAUUUUCUUUUCUUUCUUGUAUUUGGAAUAUGCUGGGCAUUUCAUCUCUUAGAUCACAUAAAAAGACUUUCAUCGUUUUUCUUCAUAAAAAUUUUAUUGACUGUUUACACUGGACUUCAUAUUCUUGUUUUGUACAUGUUCCAGUUUCCAUUCUUUCAAAAAGUGCUUGAUCCAACAACCUUUCUUGCAAGAUUACUUGGCAUUCCUGCAAUCAUCAAUGCUCAGGAUUGCAGCAAAAGUCGAGAAAUUAAAAUCAACUCAAUGACUUGGCCAUUUUAUGUUUAUCCUUUCUUGAUAUUUCUGUUGUAUUGGGUUCUUGCAGUCGAAAAUCGAAUGAAAUGUAGAAAGCAAUACAAUGAUGUCAUCACAGGACGGGUUGCUGCAGCUUGGUGGCAUCCAAGAUCAUGGUCAAAAACAUUUAAAGAAACAUCACCUCUCCUUCAAAACAAUGAAGUUCCACAGUAUGGAAGUGUGCAACCAGACGAACCGACAAUUAAGUCAGAAGAUAAUGAAGAACCUGUCGUCACACAAGGAACUUUCAGCAGUAUCAUGAUGUUUUUAAUGAGACAAAGUUACAUUGCUGCUCUGAUUAUUAUGAUGACUUGGAGCAUCAUUUAUCAUUCCUGGCUUACAUUUGUUCUGUUGCUUUGGGCAUGUUUAACAUGGAUUACACCAUUUGCACGAUGGUUUUGCAUGGUGUCAUCGCCAUAUUUGGUUGUAUAUUCCACUUUACUGCUACUACUUCAGUACGUUUACGGAAUGAAUCUUAAGGACAGCGAACUUCCAGUUAAAGAUGGAAAAUUUAAUUUUUCUGAACUUGGGCUGGUGGAAACCCCCUACCCAGUUUUACAUCUCGCUGUACAGACUUUGUUCACAUGGGUAUUUCUUGUUACUCUUCGACAACACUACCGAGAAAAGAGAAUGAAGCAAAGAAAUUCAGUAGCUAGUGAAAUGGUUUUAACAACUCUAACAAGACCUAUUUUUGAAGCUAUAAAACGCAGAGUAAACAGUGGAAAAGGAGAUCAUAGAGCUCUAAACCCUGACGACCUGGAACAUGGUACACCAUCAGAUGACGCAAAAGAGAUGAUGGCAUGGAUUAAAAGCGUGUUAGCAAAAUAUUGGAUUGUUGUGUGUUGUUUUGCAUUCUUGCUGGUUGCGUUACAAAAUAGCGUCUCCUUAUAUCAGAUAUUUUACAUGGUCAUAUUCUUAAUGGGAUUUGUGGUCUACCAGUUUUCACUGCGUACCUGGAAAACGAUAUUACGCUCAUUGUGGUGGUUUAUGGUUGUGUAUUCAAUUGUUAUACUGUUAACUAUUUAUACCUACCAGUUCGAUAAUAUGCAUCAAUAUUGGUCAAAUGGAACACAUCUUAGUGACCAAUGGUUGUUUGAUAUUGGUCUUAGACAACAAAGCAAAUCAGGAUUACUUCUGGAGUUACUCAUACCAACAAUAUUCUCAAUUGUUAUUGUCAUUCAAUUGCAUUUCUUUCACAAACCAUUAAUGAUGAAAAUUAACAGAUUACUAAGAUACAGGAAAUGCAGACAAAGAAAUGAAAGUCAGUCUGCAAACAGUUUUACUGGAUCCUGUACUGAUCAGACAUUAGGUCAGCAAUCAACAAUUUCUUCAUUGUCAACUGUUACUGGUAUGGGUGAAAGCAUGUCGGAUGAAAGUGAGGACGAGUUGGAUGAUUCGUUGUUAAAGAGAAUUCGGAAGAUGCACCAUGAAACCACUGUUAUUUUGUGGCGUAUAGUUGAGAUACAUUCACCUCAUAUUGUUGGUUUUGUUGUCAUGUUGGUGGUAGUACAGCAGGUGUCUGCAAUAAAUGCAAUAUUUGUAAUACUGCUUGCAAUGGCAAUGCCAAGUGAAUAUCUCCAUCGAUUUUUAAACUAUGUUAUGAUUGCAUGGUCAUCUGUUGUUGUUUUGGUGUUUAUGUUCUAUCAACUGGAAUUUGUAAAGGAAAAUAUGUUGGACACAAACUGCACAAAAAGUGGAAACAUGUCCUAUCCGAAGCCUGCCAAUGGUAGUCACUUUGUAAGUAAUGCGUGGUGGUUAGGAUUCCACAAAUCAGGUGCGGUCUCCAGAGAUGUACGGGGCUAUCUAUUUAUUGUGCUGUUCAUCGUGUUUGAGAAAGUUAUAAAACAUCACCAGGAAUUGUAUCGCUAUCGCAAGAAUGUGAAAAGUGUGCCUGUGGCAGGAAUACUUUUUGAUGAUGUCACUCGCAAAAUGGCUGAUGACAACGUUAUCACUUGUCUGAAAUAUCUCUGUAAUCAUUUUUUCAGACUGUUUGGAAUGGAGAUCAAUUUGAUGGUAAUGGUAGUUUGUAUGAGUUUCCGUGGUGAUGGCGUUGCAGUGCUUCACUCUUUGUGGGUCGCAGCAUUCUUGUUUGUACAACGUAAAACUGCUAUCAAGUUAUGGAGAUUCUACGUGCCCUAUAUGGCUGUGAUGUUACCCCUACAAUAUCUCUUGAUAUUAGGAUGGCCUCCUGGCUGGUGCAAUGGUUACCCAUGGGACAACCUUAAUCCUUCAACAUUAGUGCAAUGGCUCUAUUUAACAGAUAUUCAGAAACCUCAAGAUCAGUACGUGUUAAUAGCGGAUUACUUUCAAUUUCUUGUUGCAUGUUGUCAAGCGAAUGUUUUUAAAGAAGAAACAAAUGAAAAAAAGCCAUCACACAGCAACACAGCAUCUAAUACAACUUAUGAAGCCAAACAAGAAGUUUAUGUACCACAGGAUUUUACAGGAAACAAAACAUGGCUGGAUUUUAUAAAGAUUCUAGUGCUUGAUCAAUUCUUGUGGUUAUCACUGAGCAUCGUGUAUAUCACUGCACAGAGUACAAUCAGUAUCUUCAACUCUGGUUUCAUUGUCGGCUGUUUCUUCUUCCUAUGGCAUGGACAAGGCUUAUACUUGCGACCAAGAAAGACGAUCACAAGAUGGUGGAAAACAUUUAUAGCGUACAAUUUUUUUGUAAUAGUUGUCAAAGUUUGGCUGCAGCUCGUAUCCUGCGUGUUCGUCUCAAACAUUUACGAAGAGACUGAUUGUUAUCUCAUUCAACUGCUUAACCUCUAUUGUCUGCGAAGUGACACUUACGACAUUCAUCCGACCAUCGACUGUAUGGAUAGCAAUACAGACACUGGUUUACUGAUGGACUCAGUGUGUUUUAUUGUCGCCCUUAUCCAAUACCGUAUCUUUAAUUCGACAUAUUUUAAAUAUGUCAUACGAGAACAUAGAAAACAAUCAGAGAUAGCGUACAGAGGUGCUCAAUUGGUCGAAGAGCGAUUACUUAUCCGUCUCAAUGAGUCAAUCCAGAGAGAUAAGAAAAAGAUGCAAUUGAUCAGGACAAAGGUAUCCAAACUAAAACGACGUUUAGCGGAAUUGAAUCCAAAAGCACAAGAACCACUGUCUCAUUACGAAGCGAUAUAUGCUGGCGAUUAUUAUCUAUUCGAAGAUUCAGAAACAGAUUCUGAUAGUGAUUUAAAAGAUGACGAAGAAGAGGAGAGAAGUACGGAAGGAGAUUUGACAACCACAAGUGUGCCACAAGAAACAUCAGAACAACAAGAGGUUCCUGUUGAAAAAGACACGAUGGAAGACUCAACUCUUGCUGCGGAUCAAGAAGAUGCAACACGUGCUGAGCAAACCGAUGGUUUACGUUUACGUCGACCGAAACAUCACAAACGUAGUGAGCAAAGUUCGGAAAUUUCUCUCAUCACACCCGAGAAUACAAUCGAUCAAACCGAGGAUGUCCAAACAUCUUUCAAGGAGAAGCUGAAGGAGUAUCUACACACAAGUUCCUCGUUUUUUAAACAUCUUGCAAAUAAUGCGACUAACUUUUUAAAUGAAACUUCAAAGGAUUAUCGCUACAUCACUUCACAGCUGACAGAAGAGAGAAAAGAGAGAGCACGAAGUCAACUGCAAACUGAAAUCGUUGCAUCAAAAAAUGGUAAAACUGAUGUAAAAAAUGCAGAUGCUGAUCGUCAGUUGUCAACCUCCAGCAACAAGGAUGAUGAUGACAGCGACACGUGGUCCGUCGUUCCAUCGGAGGAUGAGAAAGUUUCCUGGAAGAAAACAGACUCGUGUGGCGUUCGUCUGGCUGUCGCGUUUUAUUACGCCCUGCUUGCAAAUACAGACUUACUUUGUUACUCACUCAUGAUCAUCAAUCAUAUGUACUACGCUUGCGUACUUUCCAUGCCCUUACCCUUCUUUGUUUUCUUUUGGGGUAUGCUCUCCAUCCCACGGCCAACUAAACGUUUCUGGAUCACUGUCAUAACGUAUGUGGAGUUAGUCAUUGUAAUCAAGUACGUCUUUCAGUUCCAGUUUCCAGAAGACAAAAACUUUAAUGAAUGUGAAUAUUAUGAUGUAAAGGAAGCAAAGAGUCCAUUGUGUCCACCCCGAAUAUUUGGUAUCGAGAGAAACCAGUACUCAUCAGUGUGUGACCUGUUGCUGUUGCUUGGCUUGUUUUUCCAUCGAUUUGCUUUAAAGGCACACGGUUUGUGGCGAGAAAAAUCGUGGAGUGACGAGGAGGACACAAGUCCACGUGUAAUACCAAACAAAGAUGAGGAGAAUGUUGUUCCUCCUUCCGAUGUUCAUUUACUCAGUGAUAUGUCACAAGCUUCUACGAGAGAUUCACGUUUUAAUUCUAAUAUGAGCAGAGCAUCAAUACAACCCAAACAAAGUGUUCUUAGCAAUAUCAAACGCUUUAUACAAAGAAUGUUGGAUCCUGGUGUCGGUACCGGUGCUGUGGAUGUCUACGCAUGGAUGUUUAGCGCACAGUUCAUUGUCUUUGUGAUCAUCUUGUCAGGCUGGUCUGCGUUUUCUUCGAAUCAGGAUUCCAAAUCAAACUUUGCAAAGAUUAUAGAAGAGAAUAACGUCCCAAAAACAUUUCUGUACAUGUUAUUAUCGCAAUUUUUGCUCAUUGUUCUCGACAGAUUCUUGUACAUGAAGAAACAAGUACUCGCUAAGCUCAUUUAUCUGGUCAUACUUGUGUUUUUGUUUCAUAUCUUCUUGUUUGUCGUAGUACCUCAGAUAACACAAAGGACCUUCACACAAAACGUGCCAGCUAUCUUUAUGUACUUGUUUCAAUGUAUCUACUUUGGAUUAUCAGCGUAUCAAGUGAGAUGUGGCUAUCCUACACGUAUUUUGGGAAAUUUCUUAACAAAAAAUUACACUGUGACUAGCGGUAUCUUGUUUCAAGGUAUUCAAGCUAUCCCGUUCCUGUUGGAAUUGAGAAGUGUAUUGGAUUGGGUAUGUACGAAAACCACGUUAACUUUAAGUCAUUGGUUGAAAAUGGAAGAUAUUUACGCGAAUGUGUUUAUCCUAAAGUGUUGGAGAGAUUCAGAGAAGACAUGGCCUCACCCACGUGGCAUGCCAUAUUGGUCAUCAAGCAAAUGGUUGAUUGGUGGAAUUUUGGUCACGUUACUGAUAGUCGUCAUUUGGUUUCCGUUGUUAUUGAUGUCUUUCAUUAACUCAGCUUACAUCUCGAAUCGCCCUGUUGAAGUGACGUUUACUCUCACUGUAGGUGGAUACCAGCCAUUGUUCAAAGUUUCGACUCAACAACAAUAUUUAAAAGAGUUGAAAUCGCGAGAAAUUAACAGCUUGAUCGCAAGAAUUAAAGAUUGGAAUGUGAAAGAAAAAGACACAAAUUGGGAUUUUAAUAAAAUUGAGCAGGGUAUACAGGACUAUAAAAAAACUGGCAAUAUCGUGCGUAUACAAGUGAUUAGCAACUCGAGCGCGAUAUGGACCAUCAGCCCUCCAUCGCGGGACUUCCUGAUCAAAGAUUUGGAAUCGAACGCAAGCAUUUCACUGCGCUUUAAAUAUGUAUUUAACAGAGAACCGAAUACGACGCAAACCACCAUUGUGCAAGAAUCGGUGUCCGGUGUAACAGUAAGACCGAUGCCUCCGGGCGAUCCUAUGAGACAAAAACUCGCUAAAGUGUUAAGAAGUCCUUCUGGUGAUGGAGAAAUUUCUAUUCCGGAUUUAUUUCCGACCUUUAUGCAAGUUCCAGCGUCGGGUCCGGUCAAACCGGUCUCAUGGAUCGGUCGUGGUUGUUAUGUGAAUUCAAAAUUAAUAUUGCGUCGUGGAAUUGCCCCACACUUGAACACCACGCAGGUGGAAUGGUGGGAUAUUGUACAAGAAGAACCGAAGCCACUGUUUUCAAAGAAAUCUGGUUACUUAGAGAUUAUCGCUUUGAAUGAUUUGGUUCCACCACUGCACCUGUCAUUUUUUGCUAAUAAAGGGAUAAUUGGUUUGUAUGUUGGUUUUGUGUGGUUGGUUGGUAAAUUUGUUCGUUUAUUCUUCACCUCUAUAUCGUAUCGUAUCAUGUUUGAUGAGUUACCCAAUGUAAACAGAGUCUUAAAGUUAUGUCUGGAGAUUUACAUGGUGCGUGAAAGCAAAGAGCUGAAGCUAGAAGAAGAUUUGUUCGCAAAACUUUUAUUUUUAUAUCGUUCACCAGAAACUUUAAUUAAAUGGACGAAAUAUAAACGUUUGAAAACAUCAUGAUAUGAUGACGUCAUUUACGUACGCCCGCGAUAACGCCCUUUUUUAAUCUUCCAGGUAUUAACGCCCUCACAUAAACAUUAGAUUGACAUUUUCUUAAAUAUAGCUUCAACACAUGCUUUGUUAAGUACAUUUAUCAAAAGUAGGGCUUGGUAGUUAGAUACAAUAGUAUUCGCAUUUAUUUUCUUAUUGUUAUAGUUUUAAUUUGGUUAAUGAUAUAAGUUAAAAACUAUUUAUUAAAUUAUAUGUUCAUCUUUUAGUUAGCUAUCCAAUAUCAUAGCAAGGGGUUAAGCAACUAAUUUAAAAUGUUUCUUUACUUUUAAAAAAGACGUAAGCGUACACAAUGUUCCUGUCUGUUUAUCAUUUAACUCAGAUAAAUAACUGUGUUCAAAGGGAAGGUAUGCAACAUAACCGAAUCCCUUUUCUCUGAUCUUGUUUUGAGUUCACGUUUAAUGUCUUUUAUUGGUUAAAAUUUGUGUUUGAAAAAUGAAAAAUGGGUUAAUAGAAGAAAUAAAAUUUGUAACUAUGUUAAAAUAAAUAUAAAAUUUUUAUAUUAAGUCUAUAUUUUUUCAGAAUAAAUUUUUAUUGAAAACA